AGAAAAACCUAAUCGACCGACAUUCUCACAAGUCACAACGGUCGACUGAUCGGAGCAAUUCGCGUGUUGAGCAAACCGACUACGUUCAACCUUCCUCUUCACGCCUUCAUCGCUCUGCUUUACUAAAGAAUGGAAGAUUCAGAGUUUGCCUUUGAACCUCCAAGCGAUGAAGAAAUUGACUAUGAAGACGUUAGCAAUGGCGGAGAAGACGAAGAAGAAAACAGUGAUGUAGAAGAAAAAGGAUUAAGUAAAACGAAGACACAGUCUCCGUGGGACUUUUCUUCUUACACUGAAUCAGUUGCAGAAGAACACGCUCGCAGAAGCACUACUUCCAUAGAUGAUAAAAUCUCAAAGCUCAUUCAACAACGUAAUGCAGAAAUAAUACCAGAAAAAGACGAGGUUGAUGACGAUGUUUCUUCUGAUUCUGAGCCAGACCGCCAAGAAGAUUUAAAACCCGAAGAAGAAGACGAUGAGGUUCUUACCGCCGUAUCUAGUGGAGAUAAUAGAUCAUUCUUUACAAAAGCAGAUGGUGUUUCCUUUCAUGCAGAUUCCUUCUCUAAUCUCCACCUUUCUAGGCCAUUGCUUCGAGCUUGUGAAGCCUUGGGUUACACGCAACCAACACCUAUUCAGGCAGCAUGUAUACCAUUGGCGCUUACUGGACGUGACAUAUGUGGUAGUGCAAUUACUGGCUCUGGGAAGACAGCUGCCUUUGCUUUGCCAACACUAGAGAGAUUGUUGUUUCGUCCCAAACGUAGACCUGCAAUAAGGGUCCUCAUUCUUACCCCUACAAGAGAGUUGGCAGUUCAGAUCCAUAGCAUGAUCGGAAAACUUGCGCAGUUUGUUACAGACAUCCGAUGUUGCCUUGUUCUUGGCGGGCUUUCAGUGAAGGAUCAAGAAGCAGCAUUGAGAUCCAUGCCAGAUAUAGUGGUGGCCACCCCUGGACGUAUAAUAGAUCAUCUAAGCAAUUCUAUGUCGAUAGAUUUGGACGAUCUUUCAGUUCUAAUCCUUGAUGAAGCAGACCGUCUUCUUGAACUUGGGUUUGAAGCUGAGAUUCGUGAAUUGGUUAGACUUUGCCCCAAACGAAGACAGACGAUGCUGUUUUCAGCUACUAUGACUGAGCAAGUUGACGAACUUAUUAAAUUAUUACUGAACAAACCCUUGCGUCUCUCUGCCGACCCAACCACAAAGCGACCACCAAAGUUAACAGAGGAGGUCGUUAGAAUACGAGGGAAGCUUGAAGGAAACCAAGAGGCUGUUCUUCUUGCAUUGUGUUCUAAGACAUUUACAUCCAAAGCGAUCAUAUUCAGCGGAACAAAACAAGCAGCACAUAGGUUGAAGAUUUUAUUUGGUUUAGCUGGCUUUAAAGCUGCCGAGCUUCAUGGAAAUCUCACACAGGCACAACGUUUAGAUGCGUUGGAACUUUUCAGAAGGCAGGAAGUUGAUUUUCUGAUAGCUACUAACGUUGCUGCUCGUGGGCUUGAUAUUAUUGGAGUCCAAACGGUUAUCAACUAUGAGUGCCCACGUGAUCUUACUAGCUAUGUUCAUCGAGUCGGUCGGACUGCUAGAGCUGGUAGAGAAGGCUACGCUGUUACGUUUGUCACCGACAAUGACAGAUCUCUCUUAAAAGCUAUUGCAAAAAGAGCUGGUUCAAAGUUCAAGCGUCGUACUGUCGCUGACCCAGCAAUAACUAAAUGGAGCCGAGUAAUUGAGCAAAUGGAGGAUCAAGUAGCAUCAAUUCUUAGAGAGGAGAGGGAAGAAAUGGCCUUAAGAAAAGCUGAAAUGGAGGCAGACAAGGCAGAGAAUAUGAUUAGACACAGAGAUGAAAUAUUUUCUCGUCCCAAAAGGACUUGGUUUGUUACAGAGAAGGAGAAAAAACUCGUUGCUAAUGCUGGAAAGGAGGCCGAUAAAGGUUCUAAAAAGAAAGUGAUGAGUGCUGAAGAAGCUGAAGAGCGUAGGAAGAAAGAAAAGAAAAAGAGAGAGCAUGAGAAAAAUCUUCCAAGAAAGAAAAGAAGGAAACUUGAAGCAUCUAGAGAGAUGCUGGAAGAUGAAGCAGAAAAUGAGGGCAACAAUAGAAGCAAGAAAGACAAACCUGGGAUUUCUCUAGUUGAUUUGGCAUAUAGGCGUGCGAAAGGAGCAAAGGGUGCUAAAAAAGCAGCUGAUGCGGGCAAGGCUGUGAGGACCAAUAAGAAAGGAGCAAAGAAGUCUUCUUCUCGUGUAAGUAAUUCAAGACCAGAAGAAAUGAAGGAACUUUUUCAAAGUGAUAUGAGUGAAAAGAAGCAAAAAAGAAGCUUGGGUGGCAAGAAAGCCUCAUCGUUUAAGAGCAAGUCAAGGUACAAGCGGAGGUAGUAGUGUUAAUCAAGAUGAGAAGAAACUCAUUCUCGUCUGGGUCAGUACAAAUUUCUAACGUACAAGCGGAAGCAGUAUUGUUAAUCGAUAUUAGAAGGAACUCAUUCGGGGUCUUACAAAUUUUUAAUAUAUUUUGACUGUGUUUCUACCCACAGGUUUGAUUGAAAAAUGAUUUAAUGUUUAUAUUUUGCUAAUGAGGAUUGUAGAAUUUUACAAUUUAA
Molecule: messenger RNA, 2567 nt
Organism: Helianthus annuus (common sunflower)
Lineage: Eukaryota; Viridiplantae; Streptophyta; Magnoliopsida; Asterales; Asteraceae
Product: DEAD-box ATP-dependent RNA helicase 28
Exons: 20
Coding region: 130-2346 (738 amino acids)
Molecular function (GO): RNA helicase activity; nucleic acid binding; ATP binding
Source: RefSeq, a predicted model, not a curated record